AAAAGACAUAGUAUAUAAACCAUGAAAGAAAAGAAUAGUAAAAUUAGAAGUUCCUCCACCACUAAACAAAACCAAUCCAUUCCAUUCAACUUCACAAUCCACCCAAUCCAACCCAAAGAAAAAGAAACCAGCACUCUCCAUAAAUCAAUGGCUACAACCAAGCUUCUAUUAUCAUUCCCUCUCUUCCAACUGCAACUCCUCCCCACCACCACCACCACCACCACCGCCGCCACCGCCAAAAUCAAUCCUUCAUUCAGUUUCCAGCACCGUAAUGGAUUCUCCCCACUCCGCUCCAUGCCUAACGAUUUCUUGGGGGAUUUUGGAGCCAGAGACCCUUUCCCAGCCGAGGUUGAAAGUAAAUUCGGAGAUAAAGUUCUAGGUAGUUACAACACGGAACACAAAAUCCUCAUCCCCAAUAUCUCGGCUCUUUCUCUUUCUCAACAGGAUUGUCUUCCCAUUUCACCUCUACAGUCUCCUCUUUCCAUAGACGAUGCUAACCAGCUUAUAAGAAAGGUUUUGGGUUGGAGACUUGUGAAUGAGGAAGGAGUACUUAAACUCAGAUGUCUGUGGAAAUUGAGAGAUUUUAAAUGCGGAGUCGAACUCAUUAACAGAAUCUCUAAGGUCGUAGAGAAUACAGGCCAUUUCCCCAAUAUACACAUAGAACAGCCAAAUCAAGUCAGAGCAGAGCUAUCGACAACAUCCAUUGGUGGAUUGAGUAUGAAUGAUUUCAUUGUAGCUGCAAAGAUAGAUGCAAUAAAGACAUCAGAUCUUGUCCCAAGGAAAAGAGUUUGGGCUUAAUGCUCCAUGAGUUAUCACUAUUUUGUGUUAUUUGAUGAAAUCUAUUAUUCUUUGCUUUCUUUUUUAAGUCUUUAUACAUGUUAGAUGCUUUUUCAUUUUUGUGUUUGGUAAGUGUAAUUUUGAGUUUGAGGGUUCAAGUGUUCAACUAAGAAUUAAACAUUAGUACCUACCUUCCAUAUUAUAAGAUGUUUUUUAUAGAGAUAA
Lathyrus oleraceus (garden pea) is the source of this 1002-nucleotide messenger RNA. Its product is annotated as probable pterin-4-alpha-carbinolamine dehydratase, chloroplastic. NCBI's taxonomy places the organism in Eukaryota, Viridiplantae, Streptophyta, Magnoliopsida, Fabales, Fabaceae. Gene Ontology annotation, biological process: tetrahydrobiopterin biosynthetic process. The record is from RefSeq and is a predicted model, not a curated record. Gene Ontology annotation, cellular component: plastid. Gene Ontology annotation, molecular function: 4-alpha-hydroxytetrahydrobiopterin dehydratase activity. The coding region runs from base 22 to 798 and encodes 258 amino acids. The transcript has 3 exons.